Alosa alosa (allis shad) is the source of this 1388-nucleotide messenger RNA. RefSeq names its product doublecortin domain-containing protein 2-like. The transcript has 9 exons. Gene Ontology annotation, biological process: dendrite morphogenesis; cilium assembly; regulation of cilium assembly. The annotation marks the transcript as partial. NCBI's taxonomy places the organism in Eukaryota, Metazoa, Chordata, Actinopteri, Clupeiformes, Clupeidae. The record is from RefSeq and is a predicted model, not a curated record. Gene Ontology annotation, cellular component: kinocilium; microtubule; axoneme.
GUCGUUCCCUCGGACAGAUAGCUAUGUCCUAUGCCAAGUCCCCGUGCCAAGUAGAUGCACUUUUAUGUGUCUGUCUCUACUCAAUUAAGUGAACUCGGUCUCGGUGUUUCACGAUGAACGCAGAGAGGCCACAUUUCUUGUCGCAGCCCGUUGUAAAGAACAUUUUUGUCUAUCGAAACGGAGAUCCGUAUUACGAAGCACGGCGUUUGGUGAUAAACGAGAAGAGGGUGUCCAACUUUGAGACGUUUCUGCGAGAGGUGACAGGUGGGGUGAAACCUACGUUCGGAGCAGUGAGGAACAUUUAUACCCCUAAAGACGGGCAUCGGGUGGCUUCGCUGGAACAUCUCCAGAGCGGUGAGCAGUAUGUGGCGGCUGGCAGAGAGAAGUUUAAGAGACUGGAUUACUUGCAGAUUGCAGCCAGGAAGAAACGAAUGCAGCAGAUCAAUGGUCUGGUCAAGCCAGUGCCUCAGAGUCGCAUCAUUGUGUCUGCACGCUUUCUCAAGCCCAUCAAAGAGCCAUGUACCAUUUUUGUGAUAGCGAAUGGAGACCUGCUGAACCCCGCUGUGAGGCUCCUGAUACCGCACAGGAUUGUGGGUCAGUAUGAGCGAAUCCUGGAGAUGAUUACUGAGAAGAUAGGCAUGAGGAUCCUAGGGGGAGUCCGCAGCCUGUACACACUGAACGGGACCCAGAUCACCGAUGGAAAGGAGCUCGAGACUGGGCAGCUGUGCAUUGCUGUCGGCCGGGAGAAGUUCAAGAAGCUUCCGUACGAUGACCUCCUUUUCAGUAAACCCACAGGGAUCAAGAGGGUCUUUGGAUCCAAGACAGCAACCCUGCCGCCUAUAUCGAGAUCCAGAAAACAGAAUGGGAGUGUGAGCAUGUCCGUGAUGACCAGCAGUGAGCCAUCUGAAGGCGAGCCGUCCGUAGCGCCCCAGAGCACCCGUGAGCACCUGUCGUCCAUCGUCAAGCAGGUGUCCCAGAGCCACCUCAUCUCCCUCCGCAACAAGAAGAGCGGACUCAGCAUGAGCCUCAGCGCCCAGGACAAUGAUGAGGGAGCCCCGGCUGCGGAGGGUGUAGAAGCUGAGAACACAGAGGAGAAGCCAGCAGAACAGGACGAGCCCAAACCACAACAGACUCAAGCAGAGGAGCCGCCAGAGCAAGGAACUGGCAGUGACCAGCCGGACGCCACCACAGCGGCAGCAGCAGACACCCGGAACACAGAGAAGAGGAAACCAGCGGAGGAGUCUGUAGCGGACAGCAGCACAACAGACACCGCUGACACAGAGGCAGAGGUCAAGGAGGAAGAUGGGAGGGAGGAGACAGGAGAGGGUCAGUCAAAGGCCGGGAGCACAGGGAGGACCGAUAAAGCUACAGAGAAUGGAGAGAAGGAG